GGCACGAGAAACUCUUAAAGGGCUGUUGGCUCAUUGGUUAACCAAAAGAAAACAGAGAUUUGCAUCUCAAGCUUUAGCCAAUGGGGAAGCCCCACCUGGAAAGGAUGUACCUACAAGGAGUCUGAUAUCGUCAAAAAUUGAAGUGGACAGAUGCUGCAGUAUAUCCUCCCUUUGAAUUUUCAGCAGCAUGCCCUCCAUCAAUUAUUACUGAGGGUUCUCAGAGUAGUCCAUGGAGGAAAAAGAUUACCGACUUAGAUGGAACGGAAGAUGAAAAGGACAUGCCAUGGUGGGUAGUAGAUUGUGUGAUGAACAAUCGGUUGCCUCCCAGGGAAAAUACCAAAUGUGGCUUCUACUUGCAUCCAUGUGAGGGUUCUACUGUUCAGAUCCUUACCCAAGGAAAGCUGAGUGUGCCUCGCAUAUUAAGAAUUCACAAAGUCAUCAACUAUGUUAUAGAAAAGAUGGUUCUUGAGAAGCCACUGGAUAGCAUAAACUCAGAUGGAGCUGCUGGAAUGCCUGGUGGACAGGUGACACAUCCAGCUAUUGGAGGAGACGGCAUAUUUCGGACUGGGCUGAAGCCUUGGCAAAAGCUUAAACCAUCCAUAGAGAUCUUGUGCAGUAAUCAGGUUUUAUCCCCUGAUAUGAGCUUAGCGACUGUCCGUGCGUAUAUAUGGAAGAAACCUGAAGACCUUGUCCUCAACUACCAGGUGAAGACAGUUCAAUGCUUGGGUCUCUUAGCAGCUCACGCGAAGCACAAAGUGUGGCUGAAACCUACAUCUGAGAUGAGUUUUCUGUAUGGAAAUAAUGUGUUGGAGGGAUUACUGAGAUUAUUAGCGAGCAUGAUGGGGUGGUUGUGUUUUCGAUGUCGGAUGUGCCGUUGAGAUUUGGGGUUGCAGCUAAUAGUACUCAAGAUUGCAGGAAAAUGGAUCCGAAUGGGAUUGUAGUGCUUCAUCAAGCUGAUAUUGGAGAGUAUUUGAGGAUGGAGGAUGAUCUUAAGUUUAAUUUUUGGGAGAUAAGGUAAUUGAAAUUUUGAGUGAUUUCUGUUAAGCUUUUGUGUUUUGGGAAUUAGGAUCUUUAAGAAUUAGGGCUAUGCCUAAAGAUGAGGGGAAUUAUCCACAAUCACCAAUCACCAUCAUCACCGUCAACCACCAUUAUCAUCGUCUACAACCAACCACCUCUGCUACUACACUUACCUCCUUAUCAUUAUGAUUAUAUUCAUUGCCACCAACACGACAACAUCCUCAUCUUUGCAGGCGACAUCACUUCUACCAUCACUAUCACAACUAUAAUCAAUAUCUACUAUCAAAACAGACUCCACCAUCACUUCUACCACUAAUACCAACUAUCAUGAUACAUUCUUCGAUCACCAUUACCAUCUCCAUCACUACUAUCAGUCAUUACCACCACUAUGAUCAACUUUUACUACUAACCACCUCAUCAUCAUAACUAGCACCGCCGCCAACUACCACAAAUAUAUCACUAACCACCACACAUUUUUUAGCUACAACUAUCAACACCGCAAACUACUAACAUCAACCAACUUCAUCAUUACAAUUACUAACACCACUACCAAACGUCGCCAUUAUGAUAGUUACCACAACACCAACUACCUCCACUGACACAAUUAUCACCUCCAUCGUUACUAGCUACUAACAACAAUUAUUAUCAUCAAGCACCACAACAAAUUAUCUCCACCAUAACUAACAAGUAU
Molecule: messenger RNA, 1708 nt
Organism: Solanum dulcamara
Lineage: Eukaryota; Viridiplantae; Streptophyta; Magnoliopsida; Solanales; Solanaceae
Exons: 4
Coding region: 279-878 (199 amino acids)
Biological process (GO): double-strand break repair via homologous recombination; protein deubiquitination
Molecular function (GO): RNA binding; ubiquitin binding
Source: RefSeq, a predicted model, not a curated record